Molecule: messenger RNA, 4137 nt
Organism: Amphibalanus amphitrite
Lineage: Eukaryota; Metazoa; Arthropoda; Thecostraca; Balanomorpha; Balanidae
Product: ATP-citrate synthase-like
Exons: 25
Coding region: 122-3448 (1108 amino acids)
Biological process (GO): tricarboxylic acid cycle; acetyl-CoA biosynthetic process; fatty acid biosynthetic process
Cellular component (GO): cytosol
Molecular function (GO): ATP citrate synthase activity
Source: RefSeq, a predicted model, not a curated record
GGCCUGCGAGCGCCGUCAGUCGUCGAGGAGUUGCCGGGUGGGUCGCGUGAGAGGCGGUGCCAGAUUUUGGUGCCGGCAAUUCAUUGUACUGAUUCUUCUCGUUUCCAUUUGAAGAUUAAGUAUGUCUGCCAAAGGAAUCCGUGAAGCUACUGGAAAGGACAUUUUAAACCGUCAUCUUGCUGGUGUUGCCGCAGUUCAGCCAUGCAGGUUUGCUGCUGUUGGACCAGAUACUGACUGGGAAGUUCUGCUGAAACAAAACCCAUGGCUUGCUACAGAGAAACUGGUGGCCAAGCCGGACCAGAUGAUCAAGCGUCGAGGCAAGCUCGGCCUGAUCAAGGUCGGCACCGACUUUGCCGGUGCCAAGGCCUGGAUUCAGGAGAAGAUGUCUGCCGACAUAGAGAUCGGCAAGGCGGUGGGCCGACUGCGGACGUUCAUCAUCGAGCCGUUUGUGGAGCACACUCAGGAUGAAGAGAUGUACGUGUGCAUCUACUCCCAUCGGCACGCCGAUUCCAUCCUCUUCUACCAUCAGGGCGGUGUUGAGAUUGGCGAUGUGGACGCGAAGGCGCUCAAGCUGGACGUGCCGAUUGACACGUUCCCCUCGAAGGAGGAUAUCACUGCCAAACUGCUCACGCACGUGCCCGCCGACAAGAAAGAAAUGCUGGCCACGUUCGUGGAUACGCUGUACCACCAGUACGUGGACCUCUACUUCACCUACCUGGAGAUCAAUCCGCUGGUGGUAAAGAAGGACAGCAUAUUCGUGCUCGACCUGGCCGCCAAGCUGGACGCCACUGCCGAGUACAUCUGCCGCUCCAAAUGGGGUGAGGUGGAGUAUCCGACGCCGUUCGGUCGCGAGCAGUACCCGGCGGAGGCCUACAUCGCCGACCUGGACAGCAAGUCGGGCUCAUCACUCAAGCUGACCAUUCUGAACAAGUCGGGCCGCAUCUGGACGAUGGUGGCUGGUGGCGGCGCCUCUGUCAUCUACGCUGACACCAUCUGCGAACUGGGAGGAGCCAGCGAGCUGGCCAACUAUGGCGAGUACUCCGGUGCGCCGACCGAGGGACAGACGUACGACUAUGCGCGCACCAUCCUCUCGCUGAUGACUGACGAGCCGCACCCGGACGGAAAGAUUCUGAUCAUCGGCGGCGGCAUUGCCAACUUCACCAACGUGGCCGCCACCUUCAAGGGCAUCGUCAAGGCCCUGAUGGAGUUCCAGGCCAAGCUGGUCGAGCACAAGGCCCAGAUCUUCGUCCGCCGUGCCGGGCCCAACUACCAGGAGGGGCUCAGGAUCAUGCGUGAGACUGGCCGCUCGCUGGGCGUCCCUGUACACGUGUUUGGAAACGAGACUCACAUGACGGCUAUCGUGGCGAUGGCGCUGGGCAAGCGGCCUAUCCUGAGUGAGCCAGAGGCGGCGCAGCACACGGCUAACUUCCUGCUGCCGGGAGGGCAGCAGUCAGAGAUCCAAAGCCCGCCGCCGCCCCGUAAGGUGGUGCCGCCGCCGGCCGACUCUGCGGACGGCGGCAAACGGGACCUGCUGUUCCACCGCGACACAAAGGCCAUCGUGUGGGGCAUGCAGACCCGCGCCGUCCAGGGCAUGAUGGACUUUGACUUUGUGUGCUCGCGUAAGACGCCGUCGGUGCAGUGUAUGAUCUACCCAUUCACUGGCGACCACAAGCAGAAGUUCUACUGGGGACACAAGGAGAUCCUGGUGCCAGUGUACAAGAGCAUGGCGGACGCGAUGAGAAAGCACCCUCAGGCGGACGUGAUGGUCAACUUUGCGUCUCUACGCUCAGCCUACGAGUCGGUGGUCGAGACGAUGCAGUACCCGCAGAUCCGUACGAUCGCCAUCAUCGCCGAGGGCAUCCCGGAGAACCUGACUCGUAAACUGAUCAAGGCGGCCGACCAGAAGGGCGUCACCAUCAUCGGACCGGCCACCGUUGGUGGUAUCAAGCCGGGCUGCUUCAAGAUCGGCAACACGGGCGGCAUGAUGGACAACCUGCUGCUCUCCAAACUGUACCGGCCCGGCAGCGUGGCGUACGUGUCGCGCUCCGGCGGCAUGUCCAACGAGCUGAACAACAUUAUCUCCCGCUGGACGAACGGCGUGUACGAGGGCGUGGCCAUUGGUGGCGAUCGCUACCCGGGAACCACCUUCAUGGACCACAUCAUGCGCUACCAGCGGGACCCCAACGUGAAGAUGAUUGUCCUGCUGGGAGAGGUGGGCGGCGUUGAGGAAUACGACGUCUGCCAGGCCAUCAAGGAGGGCACCCUGACCAAGCCGCUGGUGGCCUGGUGCAUCGGAACGUGCGCCACCAUGUUCACCUCUGAGGUUCAGUUCGGACACGCGGGCGCCUGUGCUAACGGCGAGCUGGAGACGGCGGUGGCCAAGAACCGGGCGCUGGCCGAGACGGGCGCCAGCGUGCCGGCCACCUUUGACCAGCUCGGCGAGACCAUCGGCGCCGUGUACCAGGACCUGGUGUCCAAGGGUGUGAUCGUGCCGGAGCCCGAGGUACCCCCUCCCACCGUGCCCAUGGACUACAACUGGGCGCGCGAGCUCGGCCUCAUCCGCAAGCCGGCCUCGUUUAUGUCGUCCAUCUGUGACGAGCGUGGUCAGGAGCUCAUCUACGCGGGCAUCCCGAUCACGGACGUGCUCCGUCAGGACAUGGGCCUGGGCGGCGUGGUGGGUCUGCUCUGGUUCCAGCGCCGCCUGCCGCCCUACGCCUGCAAGUACUUUGAGAUGUGUCUGAUGGUAACUGCUGAUCACGGCCCGGCGGUGAGCGGUGCGCACAACACCAUCGUCACUGCGCGCGCCGGCAAGGACCUGGUGUCGUCACUCGUCUCCGGACUGCUCACCAUCGGUGACCGGUUCGGUGGUGCGCUCGACGGAGCCGCCCGGGUGUUCAGCGAGGGACACGACUCCAACCUGCACCCCAACGACUUCGUCAACAUGAUGCGCAAGAAGGGCCAGCUCAUCAUGGGCAUCGGUCACCGUGUCAAGUCGAUCAACAACCCGGAUAAGCGUGUGGAGAUCAUCAAGAACUUCGUUAAGGAGAACUUCCCGGCCACGCCGCUGCUCAACUACGCGCUCGAAGUGGAGAAGAUCACCACGUCCAAGAAGCCCAACCUGAUCCUGAACGUGGACGGCGUGAUCGCCACCAGUUUCGUGGACCUGCUGCGCAACUCGGGCAUCUUCACACCUGAGGAGGCCCAGGAGUACGUCGAGAUCGGCGUGUUGAACGGCCUGUUCGUACUGGGACGCAGCAUCGGAUUCAUCGGCCACUACCUGGACCAGAAGCGCCUGAAGCAGGGCCUGUACCGACACCCGUGGGACGACAUCAGCUACGUCAUGCCCGAGAACUCGUAUAGCGGGGAUGCUGAGGUGGCACCUGCCGCUGCCGGGGGUACCGCCGCCGCCCCCGCUGACGGCGAGCAGCCCAAGUGCUCGGUCAGCUGAGAGAGAGACCGACACGUCCCCGACUGCCCACCGGAGACCGGCUAUUUUUGUAGACACACCGCUUUGGCCGUACGUCGGCCCGUCCGCGGCUAGUGUUGGACAAUUCCAUCGUUGGGUCGCCUCCGGAUUCGACUUCUUUUACUGCUGAAGCGACUUGGAUAGUUAUUUUAACGCUCGCAGAUGCGUGCAUCACGCCGCUCGUGAUAGUGCUAUUUAUUUGAAUGUCCGCGGUGAAGGGGCGCAGAGGCGUCCGAAUUUAUCCCAGAACAAGAGGGUGGGGAGGGUCACAGAGCGGGGGAGGGGAAGGAGCGGAGCGGAGCGCACACCGCCGCCCAGGUGAUGUACUGAACGAAACAUAUCAGCGGGUGUCUUCUGCGCGCCGCGACCGUAGGGCCCGCCGACGGAGGCCGUCUGCUCGUUCGUCUGUCUGUCUGUCUGUGUAGGGGCGCUAGUGCAGGGAGUUUUAUUAGAAGACGGCCGGCCCUGCCGCCUCUCCGCGACCCGAGCUGGGUGAGGCGGGGUCGGGUCGACCGGGUCACGUCCGCCGCUCGUCCAGGAAGGGGCGGGGCGGCCCGGCCCGUAGGCGCCCGUUUAUUGUUUUAGCGUCGGUUGCAGCCCAGCGAGGCCGUUGUUGAUGUUCAUAUUACGUGGUGAUUGGUAGAAACACGGCAAUAAACAUGCAAAAUGGA